This is a messenger RNA of Lipotes vexillifer (Yangtze River dolphin), 2271 nucleotides long. It is a transcript of the gene EVI5L, whose product is annotated as ecotropic viral integration site 5 like. NCBI's taxonomy places the organism in Eukaryota, Metazoa, Chordata, Mammalia, Artiodactyla, Lipotidae. The transcript has 18 exons. Gene Ontology annotation, biological process: regulation of GTPase activity. The record is from RefSeq and is a predicted model, not a curated record. The coding region runs from base 1 to 2271 and encodes 756 amino acids. Gene Ontology annotation, molecular function: GTPase activator activity; small GTPase binding.
AUGGCGAGCCCCACUCUGAGCCCCGACUCCUCGUCUCAGGAGGCCCUGUCGGCCCCCACCUGCUCCCCCACCUCUGACUCUGAGAACCUCAGCCCCGAUGAGCUAGAGCUACUGGCCAAACUCGAAGAGCAGAACCGGCUCCUGGAAGCCGACUCCAAGUCCAUGCGCUCCAUGAAUGGCUCCCGGCGUAACAGCGGCUCCUCGCUGGUGUCCAGCUCCUCAGCCUCCUCCAACCUGAGCCACCUGGAGGAGGACACAUGGAUCCUGUGGGGCCGGAUUGCCAACGAGUGGGAGGAGUGGCGGCGCAGGAAGGAGAAGCUGCUCAAGGAGCUGAUCCGCAAGGGCAUCCCGCACCAUUUCCGGGCCAUCGUGUGGCAGCUCCUGUGCAGCGCCACAGACAUGCCAGUCAAGAACCAGUACUCGGAGCUGCUCAAGAUGUCCUCACCUUGCGAGAAGCUCAUCCGCAGGGACAUUGCCCGCACCUACCCAGAGCAUGAGUUCUUCAAGGGCCAGGACAGCCUGGGCCAGGAGGUGCUCUUCAAUGUCAUGAAGGCCUACUCCCUGGUGGACCGGGAGGUGGGCUACUGCCAGGGCAGCGCCUUCAUCGUGGGCCUGCUCCUCAUGCAGAUGCCCGAGGAGGAGGCCUUCUGUGUGUUCGUGCGGCUGAUGCAGGAGUACCGCCUGCGGGAGCUCUUCAAGCCCAGCAUGGCAGAGCUGGGGCUCUGCAUCUACCAGUUCGAGUACAUGCUACAGGAGCAGCUCCCAGACCUGAACACCCACUUCCGCUCCCAGAGCUUCCACACGUCUAUGUAUGCCUCCUCCUGGUUCCUCACGCUCUUGCUGACCACCUUCCCACUGCCCGUCGCCACACGUGUCUUUGACAUCUUCAUGUACGAGGGCCUGGAGAUCGUGUUCCGGGUGGGCCUUGCCCUGCUGCAGGUGAACCAGAUGGAGCUGAUGCAGCUGGACAUGGAGGGGAUGUCCCAGUACUUCCAGAGGGUAAUCCCCCAUCAGUUCGACAGCUGCCCGGACAAGCUGAUCCUCAAGGCUUACCAGGUCAAGUACAACCCCAAGAAGAUGAAGAGGCUGGAGAAGGAGUACGCAGCCAUGAAGAGCAAGGAGAUGGAGGAGCAGAUCGAGAUCAAAAGGCUUCGGACAGAGAACCGGCUCCUCAAGCAGCGGAUUGAGACCCUGGAGAAGGAGAGCGCUGCUCUGGCUGAUAGGCUAAUCCAGGGGCAGGUGACACGAGCGCAGGAGGCUGAGGAGAAUUACGUCAUCAAGAGGGAGCUGGCAGUGGUGCGGCAGCAGUGCAGCUCAGCGGCCCAGGACCUGCAGAAGGCACAGAGCACCAUCCGGCAAUUGCAGGAGCAGCAGGAUAACCCGCGCCUCACCGAGGACUUUGUGGCCCACCUGGAGACGGAGCUGGAGCAGUCACGGCUGCGGGAGACUGAGACCCUGGGGGCCCUGCGGGAGAUGCAGGACAAGGUUCUAGACAUGGAGAAGAGGAACAGCUCGCUGCCUGACGAGAGCAACGUGGCGCGGUUGCAGGAGGAGCUGAAGGCGCUCAAGGUGCGGGAGGGUGAGGCCGUGGCCUCGGCGCGGGAACUGAAACUGCAGCUGCAGGAGCUCUCGGACACCUGGCAGGCCCAUCUGUCCCGCGGCGGCCGCUGGAAGGAGUCCCCGCGGAAGCUGGUCCUGGGCGAGCUGCAGGACGAGCUGAUGAGCGUGCGGCUGCGCGAGGCCCAGGCUCUGGCCGAGGGCCGCGAGCUGCGGCAGCGCGUGGUGGAGCUCGAGACGCAGAGCAAGGAGGAGGUGAUGGCCGUGCGCCUGAGGGAGGCGGACAGCAUGGCGGCGGUGGCCGAGAUGCGGCAGCGCAUCGCCGAGCUGGAAAUCCAGAGGGAGGAGGGCCGCAUCCAGGGCCAGCUGAACCACUCGGACUCGUCGCAGUACAUUCGCGAGCUCAAGGACCAGAUCGAGGAGCUGAAAGCCGAGGUGCGGCUUCUGAAGGGCCCGCCGCCCUUCGAGGACCCACUGGCCUUCGACGGGCUCGGCCUGGCGCGGCACCUGGAUGAGGACUCGCUGCCGUCGUCGGACGAGGAGCUGCUCGGCGUGGGCGUGGGCGCGGCGCUGCAGGACGCGCUCUACCCGCUGUCCCCGCGCGACGCGCGCUUCUUCCGCCGUCUGGAGCGGCCGGCCAAGGACAGUGAGGGCAGCUCAGACAGCGAUGCCGACGAGCUGGCCGCGCCAUACAGCCAGGGCCUGGACAACUGA